Podarcis muralis (Common wall lizard) is the source of this 4032-nucleotide messenger RNA. Its product is annotated as putative lysosomal acid lipase/cholesteryl ester hydrolase. Gene Ontology annotation, molecular function: hydrolase activity, acting on ester bonds. The record is from RefSeq and is a predicted model, not a curated record. NCBI's taxonomy places the organism in Eukaryota, Metazoa, Chordata, Lepidosauria, Squamata, Lacertidae.
GACGCUCGGCGGCGCCAUUACCGACUCCAGCCCGCGCUCCCUCAGCCUCGCCCGCUGCCUCUGCCAGCCCCCGACCACCGGCGCCCAGGCCUCGGCUGGGUGGGAGGAGGAAGAGACGCGGGUGGGCAUUCUUUCCCUCUCCGCGCGCUCUGAUUGGACGGCGCGCGUGGCCUGAGAGGGACAAGCGAGGCUUGGGGUUGGCUGUGCCGCGCGCCCCCCUUUUGCCGCUGAGGGGAAGACGCCUGGAUUGCAACUCCUUCGUCCCUCGGCUUUCCGAUCAAGGAUGUGGCUCCUCAUAGUCGCGGCGAGUUUGAUCCAAGGACUUGCAACUUCAGAAAACUUUGUGAGAAGACGAAAUGUUGACCCUGAAGCUACUAUGAAUAUUAGUGAAAUUAUUUCCUUCAGAGGAUAUCCCAGCGAGGAAUAUGAAGUGGUGACAGAUGAUGGGUAUAUCCUGAGUAUUAACAGAAUCCCCCAUGGGAAAAUAAAUCAAUGGAACAAGGGUCCCAAGCCUUCAGUGUUUCUACAGCACGGCUUGCUUGCUGAUGGCAGUAACUGGGUGACAAAUCUGGACUACAACAGCCUUGGCUUUAUGCUGGCUGAUGCUGGCUAUGAUGUUUGGCUGGGAAACAGCAGAGGUAACACUUGGUCCAGAAAACACAAACACUAUACAGCAGACCAAGAAGAAUUCUGGAUGUUCAGUUUUGAUGAAAUGGCUAGAUAUGACAUUCCCGCUUCAAUAGAUUUUAUCCUGAACAAAACCGGACAGGAGCAAAUAUUUUAUGUUGGCCAUUCCCAAGGCACCACAAUGGCGUUCAUUGCAUUUUCAACCAUGCCACAGCUAGCAAAGAAGGUAAAGAUGUUCUUUGGACUGGCGCCGGUAGCCACCAUAAAGUUUUCAACCAGCCCACUAGCCAAGAUUGGAGUGUUUCCUGAACUAAUGUUCAAGGCAAUGUUUGGGAAUAAGCAGUUUCUCCCUCAGAACAAAGUUAUGAGCUGGCUUGCUACUCACUUAUGCGACCAUUUCGUAUUUGAUUAUCUUUGUGGCAAUGUUUUCUUCCUACUAUGUGGGUUUAAUGAGAAAAACUUAAAUAUGACUCGAGUAGAUGUAUAUUCAACGCACUGUCCAGCUGGGACAUCUGUUCAGAACAUGCUGCACUGGGCUCAGGCUGUGAAGUCCGGGCAGCUCAAAGCCUUUGACUGGGGUAGCAAGAAAGCAAACAUGGCUCACUACAACCAGUCAACACCACCUUUCUACAAAGUAAAGGAGAUGACUGUUCCAACAGCUCUCUGGACUGGAGGUCAUGACUGGCUUGCUGACCCAAAGGACAUUGCCCUAUUGAUGACUCAGGUCCCGAACUUAGUUUACCACAAGAAUAUCCCUGAAUGGGAACAUCUGGAUUUCAUCUGGGGCCUCGAUGCCCCACAGCGCAUGUACAAAGAUAUAAUUCAACUGAUGCAGAAAUAUCAAUAAGGCCACAUCAUCCUAGGAGCUGUGAUUCUGAAACAUUUCUUCAAGAAACUAGCAUGAUCACGCUGCUUUUUUUUUUGUUUAAUCAUGGAAAGAAAUCCUUCCUUCUUUAAAUACGUAUUCUCUUAUAAACCCGUCUACAUGCAGUUUAGUAGUACCUCAGGAAAUUUACAUUUUUGCACUGCUCAUAAGUGUUCUCAUGCAUCUUGAAUGGAGAUGUUGAGACACAACUUAAGUGUUCUUCUCGUUGUGGUAGUCUUGAGGAAAGGAAAAGCCUUGUUGCUAAUCUUGUCUAUUGAUAAGUAUCUGAAAGUAAAUCUUAUCUGCCCAAACUUGUUAUGGAGAGCAGGGUGGAGAAAUGUUCUGGCUAAAGCCUUGCAAACAUCAGGAAGCUUUAUAAAAUAAGAUCUUUGCUCAUCCCACUUCUCAUAGCAGAGUUAGGAAGAUGAGCUGUACUUUUGAUCAGAGAGCAUGGGUGCGUGUUGUAGGCCUAUUUCCAAGUGUGUCUGAUAAUGCCAGUGGGAAGCUUCCAUCAUUUGCUGAUCUUGGCUGACUCUGCACAUUACAAGAAGAAAACAACACACUGCAGUGGUUAAGUGUUCCCAGCAUGGGAUUCCUCUAGGGCUCUUUUUUUGAGUGUUGGACCUUAUAGUCCACCUUAUUCUGAAGUGCAUUCCCUGGAUUGCUCUGGAACUACUCAGGGACAAAUGCUUUAUAGCUGUGCCCUUGUGAUCAAAGCACAAACUGUGUUCUAAAGCUGGUACUUCUUUGAAGAUAAACUGGCAUGUGUUCAGGAAUUAAAAUGCAUGCCUUAAAAUGUGUGACACUGUGUCGCAUUGGGAGAACAAUGCAUGUGACUCUUUCAAAGAGGAGCUGCAUCUAGGGCUUGCUUCUGUAGCCAUGGAAAUAUACGAAAGUAUUAGCCUUCCAGUGUUCAUGUUUAAAAUAUGUGCGUGCUGUUCCAAGGCAGCGACCCUGUGUUUUGAAAGCAGGAAGGUACAUAGCACUUAUUUAAAGGCUGCCAGGUUGAGCCUAAAUGCAUUUUAUUAGGGUUUUGAAAGAAAAAGAAACUUUCUCCAACAAGUCCUUUUUUACUGGAAUACAAGCUCUGAGCAUGUAUUAUAAUGCUGUCCCCAGUGGAACAUUGCUCAGUGGUGGAGCACAUCCUUUACACCCCAUGUUUAACCCGUCAUUUCUGGGUAGACCUUGGAAAGACCCCUUUCUGAAACCCUGGAGAGCUGCUGCCAACUGGUGUAGGUAAUAUGGAGUUAGAUGGGCUAAAUGUUCAGACUAAGGCUGCAUCCAGAUGUCACUUAGUUAUGUCUUCCUAGCAUUUGCCUACCUGUGCACUUUUGUGUUUUAUGUGAUCUUUCACGCAAUGCAACAGCCACCUCUGGAAAUCUAGUGGAUGUUUAGCACUCAUGCCCAAUGCUAAUUCUCUCCAGGAAAUAAUAAUAAUAAUAAUUUGCAAUUGUCUUAAUUUGGAAAAGCGCUGGAGUUUUGUAUUGACAAAAUUUGGGGCGGUAUCCCAGCAUAUAGUUCUUUAACCACCAUUUAAAUUAGCACAACAUGGCAGCAUAUUGAUCAAAAAGCCCAAGUUCUAAAAUGCAACAGGUGCUACAGUAUAAAAGGAAUCUUAGUGAUCGGGACAGAAGCACUUAGCAUUAUAACCAGUAAAACUAAUACAAUAAACCCCACGUCUGAAUGCAUCCUGAGAGCAAGGUAGCUUCCUAUGGCUGAUGUUUCACAGGCCAAGCCUCAGUGAAACGUCCAAUACUACCUACCUCCUUGAUAUUUCAGACCCUAUGGAGCUUUUUUCUAUAUCAAAGAAGUGUUGUGAAAAUAUAUGUUCAAACUGAGAGAUGAAUUCAGAAUUGAGAUGGCAUGAAAUAUUUUUAUUAACUAAAUUCAGAACUAGCUUAUAUGGAAAAUGACUCUUUUUGCAACUUCACAGAUCCAUAAAGAAUGAUUAAAAGGAAUGGUUUGGAUUUUAUAAAGCAAAGUUCAGUUUACAACUUGGAGACGUGUUUUUUCCUGCAGAGAUGAAAUGAACGGCAGUGCAUAGACUGACUACCAAAGAUGCUCAAUUAUGUUGUUUCUAUGCUCUGAUUCUUUAUGCUCUGAUUCUUUUAUUUUUUCUAACAUUUGCACUGAACUGUAAUUAACAGAUGGAAAUGGGGAUCUGACAAGUUAACAUUAUUCAUAAUGGUUUAAUAAUUUUUUAAAAAAAUAAAAAUACUUUUUACUUUGGGUUGUUUUGUGAAAUCAGCAAAUAUCAGUUCUACAUUUUAUGUGCAAUAUUACGACAUUCUAACCACUUCCCCUAAAUAUGAAAACGGAUACUUGUAGUUAUGCCCGCUUUUUUACCUUACUAUUAUAUGCCAUUUUCUGUUUUGGGUGCAAAUUAAUAUUUUAAUAACAAAAACAAGGAAGCAUAGUUGCAAAUAUUAAACUUUGUUGAAGAAAUCACUCUGGGAAACCCAUGCACUGUGUCUCAUGUUUGUCUAAGCUUUUUUGGGAGGAAAUGACAGCAUUGAAUAAAAAUAUAACUGAAACUAAAA